UAUUUAUAGAGAGACAGAUUCCAAUUGUUGAAACAAAGAGUAGUAGUCCUCUCUAUUCUCCAGCAAAACUAAUUCUUUGUUCUUCUCCCAUCUUGUUCGCUCUUCUUCCAUGUCUGAUCAUCAUCAUGAACCUAAAGACCUUUACUACCAUGACCUAUUUCAGUAUGAUCACGGACAACUUAAUGGUGGAAUGAUCAUGAACAACCCAAAAGUUUCUGGUUCAUCAUCCCCAGCUUACAAUAAUCUAUUACAGGGGUUUGAUGUUCCUUCAUACAUGAACACCAGCUUCACAGAGUACAACUCGCUUGCAACGGCUUUCGGCUUAUCGUCUUCACCCUCCGAUCACGAAGUAUUUUCCUCCAUUGACGAAGGCAGCCAUCAAAAGCCUGUUGAUAAUCUCGGAUACUUAGGUGGUGGUGGAGGUCAUGUUAGUAGCGAUGGUGAAGUUCAUGUGACACCAAACUCUUCGGUUUCAUCGUCUUCAGCUGAGGCCGGCGCCGAAGAGGACUCCGGUAACAAGAGCAAGAAAGAUAGGCAGCAGCCACAGCCAAAAGGGUCUUCUGAAGAAGGAGGAGAUGUUCAUAGCCCCAAGAAAUCGAGCAAGAUAGUGAAGAAGAAAGGAGAGAAAAAGCAAAGAGAGCCUCGAUUUGCCUUCAUGACCAAGAGUGAGGUUGAUCAUCUAGAAGACGGAUACAGAUGGAGAAAAUACGGUCAGAAAGCUGUCAAAAACAGCCCCUACCCUAGAAGCUACUACCGAUGCACGACGCAGAAAUGUGGGGUGAAGAAGAGGGUAGAAAGGUCAUUUGAGGACCCGUCGACGGUGAUCACCACCUACGAGGGGCAGCACAACCAUCCGAUCCCGGCUACUCUCCGAGGAAGCAUCAACAUCAAUGCAGCUCACCACCACCAUGCAUUGUUCUCACCUUCGUCUAUGUACGCGUCUGCUGCGCCGACCACGUCGUCUUCGGGUCCUAGCUUUCCUCAGGAGUAUUUGUUUCAGAUGGCGACGCCUCAGAUGAUGAUGAGAAACGACGGAGGAGGCGCCGGCCCCGGCGGGAUUUAUUCCUCGAGAAAUGUUAACUUUCCUCAGCAGUAUCAUCAGUUACCUGCAGAUCAAUAUGGGCUUUUGCAGGACGUGGUUCCCUCUAUGUUUUUCAAACACGAGCCAUGACCUAGCUAGCUAGCUACCUCUCUCUAUCAUUGUAGAUAUGAUAAUUACUAGCUCCAUGAUCGUUGAUUGACUUAAUUAUUAGAAUAUAGAUAUAUUAAUAUUAAUCUAUCUUCACCUCGAUCUGAUCAUUUCAAUUAUUAGUUAAGUAAGUUUUAUAUGCAGUGGGUCAGUACGUACUAGGUCGUACUGUAGUUGAGCACUGAUUACACGGCAAGAGUUCGACUCUCUUAUUUCUCGCUCUUGCCAAAAUUUAGCUGCGGCUUCGAAACGAGAAGGUGUUCGAUGGGGUUGUCCUGCGAAAUGGCAGUAGGGCAAUAACCCGAUGAACGUCGUCGGCCGGUCGCCCCAGCACGCUUCCGCUACGAUUGCUUUCUAAUGAUUCUGCUUCGAAUGGGAAGAAGAAAGAUCCAUUGAGACGUUCUACAUAUGAUCUCUACAAGUCUACAGGGAGAUUUAGAUAUUUUUCUUUUUUGAUUUGAAGGUGACUAGCUAGCUAGCUAGCUAGGCUGCUAGCUAGGGAAGAGUAAUUAAAUGGUUUUGUAAGAGUUUGGUAGUAUAGUUUCAGAGUACUGAUCGAUAUUGGUUGGUAAAUGCUUGUAAUUCAACUACAAAAGCAAUGCAAUGGAUGUAAAAGAUCCUAGCUUGCUGCCUAGCCUGUAUGCAUCAUGCAUGGUGGGAUGUUUAAAGUACUACUUGAUGUUUUCUUUUCUUGAAUGGUAUAAGAAAUUACCAACAA
Molecule: messenger RNA, 1907 nt
Organism: Rosa chinensis
Lineage: Eukaryota; Viridiplantae; Streptophyta; Magnoliopsida; Rosales; Rosaceae
Product: WRKY transcription factor 71
Exons: 3
Coding region: 110-1171 (353 amino acids)
Biological process (GO): regulation of DNA-templated transcription
Molecular function (GO): sequence-specific DNA binding; DNA-binding transcription factor activity
Source: RefSeq, a predicted model, not a curated record